ACAUGGCAGUCCUCCUGCUAUGGCCGUUCCACUCUUCUCUGCCCAAUUUCACACUUCAAUUCUCACCCAACCACUUCCCUCUUCUCGCUCUUUUUACGUCGGAAAACGCUUGUCUUGUUCGUCGUCGUCAACUUCCAUGGAACAUCAUGAAUCGAAAUUCAAGGAAUUUCCUUAUGCAUCUGUUCCGCAUAGAGAGUUAAUGGUGGAACUUGUAUCGACUGUGGAGAAUCGUCUUGGAGAAGCUCUACUUCCUUGUACUCUGCCUUCUCAUGUGCAGUAUUUUGAGAAUGAAUCUGCUACUGCUCAUGCUUCUCUCUAUGUCAGAUCUGGAAAUUCCUCUUCUCAGGUUGAUUUCAUACUUGGUAGUUGGGUUCACUGCAACCUACCCACAGGCGGAGCGUUGAAUAUUACAAGCCUUUCAGCAUAUUUGAGACCUUCAACUGAUGCACCAAACUUCUUAAUUGAAGUUAUCCGCAGCAGUCCAACAACUCUCAUCCUUAUUCUUGAUCUACCUCCGCGAAAGGACCUUGUCCAACAUCCUGAUUACCUCAAGACCUUUUAUGAGGAAACACAAUUAGACAAGCAGAGACAACUUCUCGAGAAAUUACCUGAGGUAAAGCCUUAUUUCUCUUCGUCUCUAUAUAUUCGAUCCCUAGUCUCUCCAUCGGCUAUCUUGGUUUCUAUAGAAACCGAACCUUCCCAGGCCAUUCGCAUUGAUGAGAUUAUUCAGGAUCACAUAAGUCCUGUUGCUAAGGUAAUGCUGGAUACAUGGUUGGAUCUGUGUGCUUGUACUGAGAGAAGAUUGACAGAUGAUGAAAGUGCAGAUCUGGCUAAGAGGGAUCGAAUAAUUAAGAAUAAGACUAUCGAGAUAGAUCUUGAAUCAAGCUUCCCUAGGCUUUUCGGGCAAGAAGUAGCGAACCAGGUUUUAGGAGUACUAAGGGAAAUCUACAACAGUUGAAUUUCUUGCUCCUGCUGCUGUUUUAUUGUGUGAUUAUUGUAUGUAAUCUUUAUAAUUCUUCAACAUAUAAUACACUUAAAAAGAUGUAAAUUGAGAGUAACUAUAAAAGUUGCAUUCUUCUA
This is a messenger RNA of Solanum verrucosum, 1080 nucleotides long. RefSeq names its product red chlorophyll catabolite reductase, chloroplastic. The record is from RefSeq and is a predicted model, not a curated record. The transcript is spliced from 2 exons. NCBI's taxonomy places the organism in Eukaryota, Viridiplantae, Streptophyta, Magnoliopsida, Solanales, Solanaceae. Gene Ontology annotation, biological process: chlorophyll catabolic process. Bases 20 to 958 code for a protein of 312 amino acids. Gene Ontology annotation, molecular function: red chlorophyll catabolite reductase activity. Gene Ontology annotation, cellular component: chloroplast.